This is a messenger RNA of Paraglomus occultum, 402 nucleotides long. The record is from the annotation of a GenBank genome assembly. Lineage: Eukaryota; Fungi; Glomeromycota; Glomeromycetes; Paraglomerales; Paraglomeraceae.
AUGCUCCACAAAUUUAAGUCGGCCUUUCGUCCUUCGUUUGCAUUAUCCACACCCGUACGCUGCUUAGCGACACAACGUCCAGUCCGUCUAGUGAACAAGACUUUUAUUAUCACUGGAGCUGCAAGUGGGAUUGGAGCUGGGCUUGCUCGUCAAGUCGUUCAAGAGGGAGGGAAAGUUGUAGUCGUGGACAAGGAUGAGCAAAACGGUCAAAAAGUUACCGAUGAGUUGAAUUCAAGCACAACGCAACGAGCCGUUUUCCUUCACCUUGAUGUGCGCAAUACUAAAGAUCUGCCGAAAAUGUUCGAGAUCGGAGAUCGGGCAUUUGGUCGAGUCGAUGUUCUUUGUAAUAACGCUGGAGUUGCUGGGCCAGAAAUGCUUGUUCACAGCUUUGGUAGGAAUCUU